AACCCCAUUCGCCUGUCAUAAAUAAGAAAGUUUACUCUUCUAGAUUUCGGUAUUGUGCGUGCUUUCGUGUGAAUUCUUUUUCUAUUUUUGUUCUGGUGUACCAGCCAGGAUAUGUAGAAAUAUGUUAUAAAUGUAAUGUACAUCAAAAUCAAUGUUUGACACAAAUUGGUGACACGGUUGAAGAUUACAUUCGGUUUAACUAAAACUACCUUCGGCUUGUUCCUCCUGAAUAUCGGUGACUUGGGAUUCUCCAUCGUGAAAAAGACACAUUCUUUAAAACAAUGGAUGUUCGUACCAUUGAGGAAGCAGUUCUAACGUUUUAUCGAAGUGUCAACACCCAGGAGGACACCCAUCAAUGGCUUCAACAGAUUCAGGACAGCCCCCAGGCAUGGUCAUUUUGCUGGGAAUUGAUGCAACCAAGCAAACCGUCCGAGAUACAGUUUUUCGGUGCCAUCACCUUGCACUCGAAACUUACCAAACACUGGGCAGAAGUCCCAAAGGAAGCUCACAAUGAGUUCAAACAGAAGAUCCUUGAGUGUAUUGUCGUGUUUGGGAAUGGACCCAGAAUAGUUUUAAGUCAACUGUGCAUUUCGCUUAGCGUAUUUAUCGUACACAUGCUGGAGCAUCCGAUGGUGAUAGAGGAAUUCACGAACAUGUUUCUGAACGAGCAGCUUGGCACAUUAUCUAAAAACACCCAGCUUGAGAUCCUGUUGUCAGUGCUGGAAGGCAUACCCCACGAAGUGGACACCGCCGUUACGAUAAUUCCACGCUCGAUGGUUCGCGGGGAGCUGAACAAGAAGGCCCAGUUCACCACGGGGACCGUUUUGAAUUUCCUGAGCGGUAAAUUCAAUGGCGACCGAAUAGAGGAGAGUGAGACGAGCACGCUUAUCACUGCCACCAAAUGCAUUUCAUCGUGGUUGAAAUAUGGCAACAUUCGGCUAGACGAGUGCGAGGCAAUGGUAGAGGUUUUUCUUAAAGUGGUGCACUACUGCUAUUGGAAAGAACCCAAAGAAGAUGGGUGCCUUUCCCAGGAUGACAAUGACCUCGCAGAGGCAGCGGUGAAAGCACUAGUUAAAGUAAUGGGUUCGCAGAGCAACAACGGAUUCAAGUUCUCGUCUACUGUGGUACGAUACAUGCGUUUAUUCCUAGACGUGUUGGUCCCGAUACUGGAUGUCGAAUGGAAAGAAAACAACGACAAUGAAAAUCUGGCAUUCGUUAUUUACACUCUCUUCCUGACCACCUUGGAAUGUUAUGCAUCGGUCAUUUUUGCCGGUAUGCUAUCAGACAAUGAGGAACUCACCAAAGUGUACGGGAGAACAGUCGAGCUCUUGGUUAAAUGCACUGACAAACCCGGCACAUACCCAGUGGAUGAGUUGAGUAGCACGCUAGCGAUGGAAUUCUGGUAUAUGCUCCAAGAUGAGGUAUUUUCGAUGCCCAAUGACGAAAACAAAACCAAAUGUUGGGAAUCCAUUAAACCAAUUUAUGCGCACAUUGUGAAAGUGCUGAUACGGAAGAGCCAGCUGCCAAACGAGAAAGCAAUGCACAAAUGGAACCAGGAUGAUUUGGAGACGUUUCGUUGUUAUCGACAAGAUAUUGGAGAUACGUUGCUAUCCUGCCAUGACGUAUUGAAUGAUCUUAUGUUAGAUGUGUUAUCGAACGCGCUAGACGAUUCGAUUCUGUAUUUGAAUUAUGACCAACAAAGUACAGACUGUUGGCCGCUUUUAGAGGCAACCAUCCAUGCCUAUUGCUCGAUUGCGCAAAAAAUCGAGUACGGCGAGUAUCCACAGAUAGUGAAACUGCUUAAAGUCUUGAAUGAGAUUCCUUACGAAAAAUACAGCGACAAAUUGCUCGGAAUGGCAUUGGAAACCGUUGGAGCGUAUAGUGACUGGAUCAGCGAAAACCCAACGUAUCUGGCUUCGGCUAUUGAAUUACUAGUGAAAGGUUUGAGCUCGACACAAGCUUCACAAGCGACGCUUGGUCUGAAAGACCUCACAUCUCAGUGCCAAAAUGCCAUGGCUCCCUUCGCAAUUCCCCUACUGGAUGCAUGUCAAGCUGCUUUGGGCGGGGGUCAUCUUAAAAACUCCGAAUUGAUCCGAUUGAUGUAUACCGUCGGAAACAUUAUGAGCGUCAUAUCGUAUGAAGAGAUAAUUCGUUAUCUCGAUAUCAUGGUAUCGCCCUGCUUCGAAGAACUCCAGGUCAUUGUACAGAAUCAAGACAAAAGUGAUGCGGUGAAAGUUCGCGUCAUUCUCCGCCUGGAAAUGAUCUCUAAAGUGUUCUCCUCGCUUAAUGUAAGAAAACCAGCGUUAAAACGUGAAGGUGCACCACAACCGGUGCAGCCCAUUUUGUUGAUCUUGGAGAAAACCAUGGUAUUGCUUAAGAAUCUGUGCACUCUUUGGCUUCACGACGAGAGUGUCAUUGAAACGCUCUGCAGAGCGCUUCAGCAAGCGCUGUCUAAUUUGGUGGAUGACAUCAAACCACUGCUGAACGAUUUGUGCUGUCUAAUUUUGCUAAUCUUUGCCAACAAGUGCGCUCCUUCCGCCGUGGAGAUGGCAGGAAACGUUAUACUUAUUUUCUACAACGAUCUUGAGAGUCGGGAGAGCAUGAAGCAGAUGUUCAGUGCUAUACUGGAAUAUAAUUUUGAUCAAAUGAAGCAAUACGAUGAUCAGCAAAAACUCUCCGAUGUAGCAGAUCUUAUCGAAGCAUUCUUCAUGUUCAAUACCAAAAUCACAAAGAAAAUUCCCUUGUGUUAUGUUCCACAAGGACAAGCUGAAUGCACGAAGCUGGUCGAAUACGCGAUGAAAGGAAUGAUGUUGCCAGAGACGGGUCCGAUGAAAAAAAGCGUUGGCUUUCUGACGGCAUUCAUCAAAGAAUCGCGCAACCUUACCCAGAUGAGUAAUGCCGUAGUCUCUCAAGGGGAGAACAUGGUGCGGACAACGUUUUUAUGCCUCGGCGGUUACACACCUCGUGCUCACGUCGAUGUAUUCGCCGACAUUUUCCUCGCUCUUAAUUAUAAGUAUCCCAUCGAUUUCACUCGAUGGAUUGAAGUUCUCCUAAGGCCAGAUUUUCCCACCCCUUUCGUCACUGCGAAUGACAAGGACCAGUUCAUCAAGAAAGUGCUCAAAGAAAAAGUAAACCGACGAUUAGUGCAGGAGUAUGUGCGAAAAUUCUCAGCAAUGUGCCGAAAUGUAGUGGAAUGGGAGUCCGAUUUUCGACCGAGUUAAUUGGGGAGAGAACUCGUAGUUGUCAGUGGAAAAUAGGCAUAUGAUCGAUAAAACGCAGCCCUAGGAUUCGUUGUAAUGUGAUUUUAGAUUUUAGUUUUAACAAAAAAACAAAGCGUAUGGAACGUUUCUUAUAGUAUUAACAAAGAUGAAACCAUUUCGUUUCAGCACUCCCAAGACUCAAGUGAUACGUAAACUAUAUCUUCGAUGUAGAUAUUCAACGAAUAAUAAGUUUUAUUUUAACAAAACAAAAA
Messenger RNA from Toxorhynchites rutilus septentrionalis, 3472 nucleotides. RefSeq names its product importin-13 (gene cdm). Gene Ontology annotation, biological process: protein import into nucleus. NCBI's taxonomy places the organism in Eukaryota, Metazoa, Arthropoda, Insecta, Diptera, Culicidae. Gene Ontology annotation, molecular function: small GTPase binding. The transcript has 8 exons. The record is from RefSeq and is a predicted model, not a curated record. Gene Ontology annotation, cellular component: cytoplasm; nuclear membrane. The coding region runs from base 282 to 3221 and encodes 979 amino acids.